Messenger RNA from Leptinotarsa decemlineata (Colorado potato beetle), 2112 nucleotides. It is a transcript of the gene sona, whose product is annotated as sol narae. Gene Ontology annotation, molecular function: metalloendopeptidase activity. The record is from RefSeq and is a predicted model, not a curated record. NCBI's taxonomy places the organism in Eukaryota, Metazoa, Arthropoda, Insecta, Coleoptera, Chrysomelidae. Gene Ontology annotation, biological process: membrane protein ectodomain proteolysis.
ACGAACGAGGACAUUGGGGAACUGUAUCAGGAUGAGGGAAAUCAGGCAGCUAUUUUGAUGAGAACGGAAGGUGAUGGAUUAGUAUUGGAAGGCAGUAUAGGAUCCCAACUAGUCAUAAGACCACUGCCAUCACGCCUGCGCGGUUCAGUGAUUCGAUCAAAAAACAAAAACGAAACCGAUAUCGAUUCAAUCAACGACGACGAGAUGUUUCUAGAUCAAGACGGCGAACUGAGUGCUGAAGUGGCGAUAGAUACAGGUUUACCAAUCAGAAGGAACAAAAACAUCCAUCACCAUAUCGUGUUCAAGAGGAUACAGGACGAGGAAGACAAUAUGAGUGAUUACGCUCUCAUGGAACCUGACCACCUAUCGAAGCGAUUCAAGAGGAGUACGUCUAAUAAACCUAAUACGAGAAACAAACGAGAAGCUCCCUAUACAAUUUAUCCUGAAAUUUUAGUUAUCGUGGAUUAUGAUGGAUACCGGCUUCAUGGAGGUGACAAUCUACAAAUCAAGAGGUAUUUCGUAUCUUUCUGGAAUGGUGUUGAUAUGAGAUACAAACUCCUGAAAGGACCGAAGAUCAGAAUAUCUAUUGCUGGUAUAAUCAUCAGUAGAGGUAGAGACGCCACUCCUUAUCUCGAACGAAACAGGGUUGGCAGGGAUGCCAUAGAUUCUGCUGCAGCUUUAACUGAUAUGGGAAAAUAUUUAUUUAGAGAACGAAGACUUCCAGUUUAUGACAUCGCAGUUGCCAUAACAAAACUAGACAUGUGCAGAAGAUCGUACCCGAAUGACGUAUGCAAUCGCGGCACGGCAGGAUUUGCCUACGUUGGAGGAGCGUGCGUGGUCAACAAGAGGCUAGAAAAGGUCAACUCGGUGGCAAUCAUCGAAGACACAGGAGGAUUCAGUGGUAUAAUCGUAGCCGCCCACGAAGUUGGACACUUAUUAGGUGCAGUACACGAUGGUAGCCCGCCACCCUCCUACCUCGGUGGACCCGGAGCAGAAAAGUGUCAGUGGACUGACGGUUUCAUCAUGUCCGACUUGAGGCAUACAGAAAGAGGAUUCAGGUGGUCGCCUUGCACCGUGUCCAGUUUCCAUCAUUUUCUCAAUGGUGACACAGCAACGUGUCUAUUCAAUGCCCCACAUGAGGACGAUAACUUGCCAAGAGUGUUGCCAGGAAAACUACUAACACUGGACGCUCAGUGUCGAAGAGAUAGAGGAACCAGCGCUUGUUUUAAAGAUGACAGGGUGUGUGCGCAGCUGUUUUGUUUCGAUGCCGGAAGUGGCUACUGUGUAGCUUAUAGGCCAGCUGCUGAGGGAUCACCGUGUGGAGAUGGUCAGUACUGUCUUGAUGGAAGGUGCGUAGCAGAGCACGAAAACAUAAUUCCAGACUACUCUCAAAACGCUCCAUCUUACAUCAGAGGAAGUGGAAACCCAAGGCCGUUUUUACAGGGAGCAGAAGAAGUCAUUAAAGAAGCUCCGGUUUCCAAUUACAAUGACAAUAAUGCCCACAGAUACUAUAACAUACGAUAUAACUUGGCCAACACACCUUAUAAAAAUCCUCUGUAUCACAAUAACCAAAACUCACCCCAUGACGCCGUAACUACCAAAAAGUCCGUUUUUUUAUCCAUUUCAACUACCAAAUCCCCAUUCAGUUUCAAUAAUUCCAAAAAACAAAUCACAAGUUCAUUUCCGAAUGCAAUAUCCAGUUUUCCAUACCAAGACAAUUUAUUUUCUAUAAGAAGACAGACAACAAAAAGUCCUUAUGACUUCGGAGAUUUUGGGAAAACGUCCCAAAAUCCAUACAAGACGGAAGACUUGAAUGACAACUACCUGAAGCGGUCUUUCAGCAGCUCUAGUUUAAUUAGGGGUAGCAGUAGUAUUAUGAAAAGCAUUAUUGUAGACAGAAGAGUAUCGUGAGAUUGGCUGAGAAACUUAUGAUGAAGGAUAUUUCUUCGAAAAACUCUCACUGGCCCCAACGAGGUUUGGAACAGACAUUUUCAGUGGUUGUGAUCUUUUAGUGUUAAGAUUUGUACAGUCAAUGAAUUAAGACGAAAGUCUUAGAAUAGUGAAGAUGACGGACGAUUGCGUUAGAACAUUAAAUUAUUGGAUUUGUUCCGA